Molecule: messenger RNA, 1443 nt
Organism: Raphanus sativus (radish)
Lineage: Eukaryota; Viridiplantae; Streptophyta; Magnoliopsida; Brassicales; Brassicaceae
Product: protein arginine N-methyltransferase 1.6-like
Exons: 6
Coding region: 67-780 (237 amino acids)
Biological process (GO): peptidyl-arginine methylation
Molecular function (GO): protein-arginine omega-N monomethyltransferase activity
Source: RefSeq, a predicted model, not a curated record
AAUAUCCACUGACGAGUCACGGACUCACUCACGGCGGCUUAAACACUUUUAAGGCUCGCUCCGUCUAUGUCUCCGCCACUGUCUCUUCUUCUUCGUCUUCUUCCCAAAACCGUCAUUCCCUUUCUCCCCUUCCGUUCUCCCCCACUCACUCGCCGCCUAAGGUCCUUCGUCCCAGCUCGGACCAUGAGCUCUCAAUCAAAUAAUCAACGCGUCUUCCAGCUCAGACAAGACCCUCUCACCGGCACUUCGGAGUGGAUCGUCAUCGACGAGAACGACCAAGCCGGAGCUCCAGUGACUUCAACCGACGGCCUCCUCGCCACGACGUCGUAUCUGGACAUGCUCAACGACACUCGCCGCAACCGAGCUUACCGUCUAGCGAUCGAGAAAACCAUCACCGAGCCUUGCCACGUCCUCGACAUCGGUGCUGGAACGGGGUUGCUAUCUAUGAUGGCUGCGAGAGCGAUGGGAGAUAAAGAAGAGUCUUGUGUGACGGCGUGUGAGUCGUACCUCCCUAUGGUGAAGCUUAUGAGGAAGGUUUUGCAUAAGAACGGGAUGACUAAGAACGUCAACCUCAUUAACAAACGAUCCGAUGAAUUGAAAGUUGGGUCAGACAUUGCUUCACGUGCUGAUGUUCUUGUAAGCGAGAUAUUGGACUCUGAGUUACUUGGUGAAGGUCUCAUCCCAAGUUUACAACAUGCUCAUGACAUGUUACUGGUUGAUAAUCCAAAAAGUGUGCCGUACCGAGCUACUACGUAUUGUCAGGUGGGUGCUGCAGCUUGAUAGUGAAGGAACAAUCUUCUACUCUACUGCUCCCAGAUAUAUAGAGUCAAAUCCUGAGAUAGGUGAUAGGGACUGGUGCGACCAUUGGAAACAGUGUGUUUGGUUUACUCCAGGAGCAGGCGUCUCCAUAUCCAAAGGAGAAAAGGUUCAUUUGCAUGCUUCUCAUACUUGCACUAACAUCUUGUACAAUCUGCAACUCACAUUACCACCCGAAAGAAGUUGCCAUAUAUGGUGACACUGACAGUGUAUAUAGGCUAUCCAUAUUUGAGGCCACACGAAAUACUUUACAGGGAAAAUCUCAUGCAAAAUGUCUCGUCAUUGAUGAUAGUCUUCUCUUACCUCUUAUGGCUCUAAAUAUCUCCAACGGAUCACGGGUAAUAUCUUUGUCACCGGGGCUGCAAGAGAAUGUUGCCACAUAUUUGGAAGCCAUUGCUGAUUCAAAUGACUUCAAAAGAUCGUUUGGAAUAUUUCAGAGAAGGGAAAUCAUUUAGUUCACCUCAAUUAUCACGCACUUUUGUAUUUAUGUCUAAAUCUCUAUACAAGUGUUACUCACAGAUUUGAGACCUAAUUGUAUGAGAAUGAGAAUAUUGAACAAAAAAAGAAAGAGUGAUUAUAUUCCUGUGCUCUUUGCCUCGUCAACGCUGCAAUCUUCUGUGCUGUUAC